UCGCGUCCAAGUCAAUUGUGUUUUUCUCUCAAAACAGAAGUGGGCUUCGUUAGUUUCGGUGCCAUCAAGUCUAUUGCCUUUUUAAGAAGGAAUAAUCGAUUAAAAAUCGUGCAUUUAUUUUUAAUUCAUUUUUAUUCUUGUUGCUCUGUCUCCUUAAACUAUAAAUUAUUAUUAUUAUAUUAGUUGGUUGGUUUAACGAUCAAUAAAUAAUUGAAUUCCAUAUUUGGAUUUUUUUGAAAACUGAAUACUGGUUUGAAAAAUCUAAGGAAAUAAAUUGAAAAAUAUAAAAAGAAAGACAAAAUGUCUUUUCGUUCGCGGUCACGUACAACACAGCCGGUAACGUCACAUCGGCGAUCUUUGUCGAGUUCGCGUGUUCCAUCUGGCUCUACAGGUUCUCUCUACUCCUAUAAUGGAACCUCUGUUGGAAUACCAUCAUCAACUUAUUCUUCAUCCUCACGACCUCUAAGCACAGGAUAUUAUCAAAAUUCAUCGAGUGCCUAUCAGUCGCCCUAUGCAAAUAUCUACAGUUCUCGAGACAAUCUCUACAGUAAUUCUUCAUCAUCAAAUCGUAAUAAUGGCAGCUACUAUUCGAACAACACUCAAGGAGGACUUUCGAGACAGAAUUCAGGAAAUAAAUCAUCCUAUUCAAGCAACUACAGUAAUCCCUCUUCAAAAUCAUUGUCUAGUAGUAGCGGUGGAGGUUAUGAGUCGAGAUACUCAUCAAAUCCUUAUAAUUCUGAACGUUAUAUAAGCCCAUAUUCGAGUUAUGAUAAUGGUGUCACCACAGCCGGUCUUAGUUUGUCCAUGCCAGGUGGAAGAACCUAUCAAAGUCCCCCCAAAUCGAAGAACUCUCCGAGUAGUUCUUCAUACAGUAGUACUCCAUCAUCACGAUCUUCGAAUAUGCUCAAAUCGUCCUCGAAUACCAGUUUGAAUUCAUAUCCAUCAAGUUCACAUAUAAAUUCGUCAUCAACAAAUGGAGUCUCGGCGGCUUCUGUUGUACCAAGAAGCAAUUCGUUGAGGGAACAAGAACGUAAAAGUCGCAAUCGUUCUCGAUCGAGGAGUAUUGCUCAGAGAUCUUUGAGUGCGUCUUCAGAAAAAAGUGAAGGCUAUGAAAGUGGUAACGAAAGAUCAUCGCGCUCUAGACUUGGUAGUACAGUUAGCGUGGCAACGGACACAGAUAUAAGUGAUACUAAGAGUAGUUCUAAGGAUAAAACGGAAAACGGUGAACUUAUCGACUAUAAAGCUCUUUGGGAAGCUGCUAAGUUAGAAAAUGACAAACUAAAACAACAACUAAAGAAAAAGGACGAUGAGAUCAUCCAAGCCCGUGCAACAGUUGAACGUUUUACCAACGCAACUACUAAAAAUUCACUCUCAGAGAUUGAAAAACGUGAAAGAAGAGCAAUGGAACGUAAACUUUCUGAAAUGGAAGAAGAGUUGAAGCUAUUACAGAAGUUAAAGACUGAGAAUGAGCGUUUACGCGCCGAAAAUCGCGCUCUAACUCGUGUCGUAUCAAAAUUAACGACAUCAGCACAAAGUCAACUUCAAAAAAAGAAUUAAAAUGAAAAUUAAAUCAAAAAAUAAAAAGAAACCAAAAUUUAAUUAUAUUAAAUGCAAUAUUCACGUAAAACAAAAUAAAAAAAAAAUAAUUAUAUAAUAUAUUUUAACUUUAUGCUUAAACAAAAAAUUCAAUAUAAAAUACUUACGUCUAUAUAUUCAUAAAGUUAAAAAUAUAUACCACAUCGAAAAAAUAAAACCAAAUCAGCGCUCAAGAUCGUGUUUUGCUAGUGCGACAGUUUCCUGCUACAAUAGAAAAAUUUAUUAGAAAUUUUGAAAAAAAAAACAAAAUAAUAUAAAAAUAACAAAAAAGAUAAAAGAUUAAAUAACUUUGUGGUUUUGCUGUGGAUGUGGCAAAAAUCUCUACUUCGAUUAUCUUAAAAUAAAUAUAGAAAAAGAAAAUUACCGUCAUAUCAUGUGUCACCUUUUAUGAAACGGGGCUUUUAAUCAUGGUCACGCAUUUUCCGCAAUUGGAAGUUUUCAAAACGGAAAAUCAACGCCUUAAAGAAGAAAAUGGAGCGCUAAUUAGAGUAAUUAGUAAAUUAAGCAAAUGAAAAAUAAGAAUUAUUAAUUAUAAUUUCUCUAAACAAUUAAUAUACAAAACUUUUGUUUUCCUUCUUCACUUUACUUCACUUCUAUUAUAUAAAUACAAAAACAAACAAACAAACUAAACAAAAAAAAAAAGAAUUUUCAACCAAAUUAUGAGACACUCUUGAUUGUUAGACCAUGAACAUAAACAAAAACAAAAAUUUAUUAAUUGAUAUGAUUACAAUUUAUUAUAAAUAUUGAUGAUGAUGUGUAGCAAUUUAAAACAUUUAUUCACUAUGUAAUUUAAUUUUAUAAAUAUUGUUUAUUGUCAAAAUUUGUUAAAUAAAAAAAAAAUCGUUAAUUUUAUUACAUUUAUUAAAUUAAACAAAAGAAGAAAAAAAUACAAAAUAAUUAAAAAACUAUAUAAAAGAAAUUAUAUAUAAUGUAAAUGUUAUAGUUUAUUGAAAUAAAAAAACAAACAAAAAUACUGAAAAUUAAAAACAAAAUAUUUUUAGACGUUAGUUAAUAGAGAAAGAAAAGAAAAAUCAACACGUUACAACAACAACAAAAUGUUAAACUUAACCCUAUUUAUGUGAAACAGAAAAAAGAAAACAAAACAAGCAGAAAAAUAGUUCACUCAGAACUUUUGUUUAUUUUUAAUCGUUAAAUUUUCUUCUUUAAUUUUUAAGUUUUCUUUUUUAAAUUUUUUUAUUUAAGACUUAACCGCAUUGAGAAACCGAUUUUUAUAUUAUUAUUUUUUUUUGUUUAAAUAUUAUUUAUAAUUAUUUUGUUUUAAUGUACUAGACGAAUGCAAAAGAAUUAUAAAAAAAAUAAAACUAUAACUACUCAUAUUAAACUAUUAUUAUAAAACUGAAUGAAAACUGAAUAACUAAAAAACAUAAAUAUUGUCAAGAUAUAAACAAAAAAGAAUUAUUAUUGUGAAUCCAUAAGAGAGAUAACAUAGAAGUAAUAACAGAAGAAACAAAAAUAUGAAUGAACUUUAAACCUUGAACUUUGAAAAGAAUCAACAAAACAAAAAUAGAAAAAAGUCGGAGACAAAACUUUAUCAAAUCAUCAAUCACCAAAUUUUUAUAUUCAACCUUCCGAUUAAACUAUUAUAUCGUUGUUUCCCUUCUUCUUUAUUUUGUAUUUUUUCUUUUUUGAUAAACAUUUUUCUGUUAACAAUAUUUAUAGUUUUAAUUAAAACAACAAAAGAAAAUACUUUGUGUGGAUAUAUCACGAUUUUAUCACUUAUUUUAUUUUUAUUAUUAUUUUUAAAUUAUAUUUUUGUUAUUUAUUGAAUUUAAUAAAAAAAAAUUUCAAAUUAACUAUGAAAGCAAAACAACAACAAACAAACAAAAAAAUUAAUGUAUGUGAUCAAAUUUUA
Eupeodes corollae is the source of this 3469-nucleotide messenger RNA. RefSeq lists its product as uncharacterized. Gene Ontology annotation, molecular function: phosphatase regulator activity; enzyme inhibitor activity; protein kinase binding. Gene Ontology annotation, cellular component: cytoplasm. The transcript is spliced from 7 exons. The coding region runs from base 301 to 1557 and encodes 418 amino acids. The record is from RefSeq and is a predicted model, not a curated record. Lineage: Eukaryota; Metazoa; Arthropoda; Insecta; Diptera; Syrphidae.